UGCACCCGGUAGUAACUGGCAGUGGCGGAGGAAGAGCCACGUGUUUCCCUUUCUCCAGCCCAUCGUCCUCACUCUUCUAGAUCUUGGGGGCUCACUUAACGUGAGCAACAGCUAGCAAAACAGUUUUUGCACUUUCUGCACUGCUAUGCUGCCUUUCCCUUUUAGGCACUUUGCCAAGCCCCUGCGGAAAUGCUGCCAGGCUGCAGGCAGUUGGCGGGCCCAGCACAGCAAAGCAGCUGCCAAGGAGACGCCAGGCUGGACCGGGCAAGAGAGCUUGGCCGAGAGUGACCCUGAGAUGUGGGAGCUGGUGCAGCAAGAGAAGGAUCGACAGUGCCGAGGACUGGAGCUCAUUGCCUCGGAGAAUUUCUGCAGCCGAGCUGCACUGGAGGCUCUCGGAUCCUGCCUUAACAACAAGUAUUCAGAGGGUUACCCUGGCAAGAGGUAUUAUGGUGGUGCGGAAGUGGUUGACCGCAUUGAGCUGCUGUGUGAGCGCCGUGCCUUGGAGGCUUUUGACCUGGAUCCUGAGGGCUGGGGAGUGAACGUCCAGCCUUACUCUGGAUCCCCUGCCAACUUUGCUGCCUACACGGCCUUGCUGCAACCCCACGAGCGGCUCAUGGGCCUGGACUUGCCUGAUGGGGGCCACCUGACGCAUGGGUAUAUGUCCGACGUCAAGCGUAUCUCAGCAACGUCCAUCUUCUUUGAAUCCAUGCCCUACAAACUGAAUCCAACAACAGGAUUGAUUGAUUAUGAUCAGCUAGAAGUAACUGCCCGACUCUUCCGCCCACGUCUCAUCAUUGCUGGAACCAGUGCCUAUGCCCGCCUUAUUGACUACGCCCGCAUCAAGAAGGUGUGUGAAGAAGUGAAGGCCUACAUGCUGGCUGACAUGGCCCACAUCAGUGGCCUGGUGGCAGCCAAAGUCAUCCCAUCUCCUUUUGAUUAUGCUGACCUGGUGACCAGCACGACUCACAAAACUCUUCGUGGAGCAAGGUCUGGUUUGAUUUUCUACCGCAAAGGUGUCCGUUCGGUAGACAAGAAGACUGGCAAGGAGAUUCCCUACAAUCUGGAAGAGAAAAUCAACUUUGCUGUCUUCCCCUCUCUGCAGGGAGGGCCCCAUAACCAUGCCAUUGCGGCUGUUGCUGUAGCAUUGAAACAGGCCAGUUCACCCAUGUUCCGGGAGUAUUGCCAGCAGGUACUGAAGAAUGCCAAGGCCAUGGCAGAGACAUUACUGCAGCGAGGAUACACUCUGGUGUCAGGUGGCACUGAUAACCAUCUGGUGCUUGUGGACCUGCGACCCAAAGGCAUUGAUGGGGCCCGGGCUGAGCGGGUGCUAGAGCUAGUGUCCAUAACUGCUAACAAAAAUACGUGUCCUGGGGACAAGAGUGCAUUGACACCUGGUGGCUUGCGGCUUGGGGCACCAGCACUUACCUCCCGACAAUUCCGGGAAGCUGAUUUCCAGAAGGUGGUGGAGUUCUUUGAUGAAGGAAUCCAGAUUGGACUGGACGUCAAAAAGAAAACCUCCAAGCUUCAAGAUUUCAAAUCCUUCUUGCUGGCUGACCCAGAGACAAAGCAGCGCCUGUCAAACCUUAAGAAGCGUGUUGAGACCUUCGCCCGUGCCUUCCCCAUGCCUGGCUUUGAUGAACGUUGAUGUUAUGCCCAACCAGAGACUGGCUCCUUACACCCAGAUGGGUGGGGCUUGCAAGUCGCCCGAUGCUUGGGAUCCCUGUUGUCCUGCCUCCAAGAGCCAGCCAGCUGGGGCCCUUUUCCUUGGUCACUUUCUUCCUUCUCCCAGUGCCCAUUUUAUACUGACUCAAAACAACAGACCUCCUUUUUGUUUUAUAGCAGGACUAGUCUCUGAUCGACAAUACUCGUGUAGUAUUUUGCCUGCCCACUAUGCAAGAUGGGUUGUAAGAAUUAAACAGCUUCAUCGUU
Molecule: messenger RNA, 1929 nt
Organism: Rhineura floridana
Lineage: Eukaryota; Metazoa; Chordata; Lepidosauria; Squamata; Rhineuridae
Gene: SHMT2
Product: serine hydroxymethyltransferase 2
Exons: 12
Coding region: 146-1645 (499 amino acids)
Biological process (GO): purine nucleobase biosynthetic process; regulation of oxidative phosphorylation; protein homotetramerization
Cellular component (GO): cytoplasm; BRISC complex; nucleus
Molecular function (GO): mRNA 5'-UTR binding; glycine hydroxymethyltransferase activity; protein homodimerization activity
Source: RefSeq, a predicted model, not a curated record